UUUUUUUUUAGUACGUGAACCGAACAUUCUUUAUAAAUUCUAUGUUAUAAUAUAGAUGCUCCGAGCCCAAUCAGCCGACGUUACUGUAACUCCGAUCUACCAGAAUUCUCUUGAUCCAUUUACUGGAUACCACCGAGAAAGUCCUCCCACAUGGCUAGCCAUUCGACACAAGACGCUGCUGGACGGCGUGAAGAUCAUGAUGAGAACGUUUUCCUCUUCGUACCCAACCUGAUCGGGUACGCCCGCGUUGUUCUCGCCGUCAUGUCCCUCUAUUACAUGCCCCUCCACCCACGAACAUGUUCACUAUUAUAUAGCGUCUCUUGUGUACUUGAUGCCUUAGAUGGAGCCGCAGCACGGCGUCUAGGGCAAUCAACGCGAUUCGGUGCCGUCCUGGAUAUGAUUACAGACCGAUGUACAACAACAUGCUUGCUAGUUUUCCUGGCGAGCGCAUUUCCCAGGUGGAGUAUUAUCUUUCAGGGCUUGAUUAGCUUGGACUAUUCAAGCCACUAUAUCCAUAUGUAUGCGACCUUGGCAAUGGGUGGAAACCGUCAGAGCCACAAACAGAUCGAUGAGAGUCGGCCAUGGGUCAUGCGGAUCUACUACUCUAACACAAAAGUCCUUUUUACGGUGUGCGCGCUGAAUGAGCUCUUCUUCAUUGCGUUGUAUUUACUCUCAUUCUCGUCGUCGCCAUUGACGGUGGACAAUGCGAGCUUCAAGGCAUCACAAUCCGAUCCUUCAACACUAUGGAGCUCCUCUUGGGGUGCUGGGGCAAUGGAGAUGGCCCGUGCCAAUAAAUUAGACGAAACUGUUCCAUGGUGCCUACUUUAUGUCUCGACGCCAUUUAUGCUCUUUAAGCAAUAUGUGAACAUGGUUCAGUUGAUAGAGGCCAGUAAGUGGCUUGUCCAAGGUGACAUUGAAAUGAGAAGGAAUGCACGGUUCGCGCAGAAAAGAGAUCAGUGACCCCUUGUAGCAGCUUGUACCUUGCAUUUACUGCUACCAGGACAGGGAACAUAGACAUAACAAUGAUUAGCAGAUAUACAAAAAAUGGCCUCGGUUAUUCCACACUUAUCCAUAGCUAAGAUGUCGUUGGACAUUCGCCCCGUUGAAUAUUCAGAAUGCUAUUUUAUAUAUCUCUCUCUUGAGGCCCUUGUGAAAAUAUGUGGCUUAGUGUAGUCAUCUCCGCGUUGUUUUGAAAGAGCUGGGAAACCCCUAUCACCUCGUUAUUCAACUCCACUGGCUUGACUAGUUCAUUUCAACGCUGGCGUAAUCUAUCACAGACAAAGAAGAACCUGAGUAGAUACUGACAUUGAUAAGGACCGGAACUUAAGGUACCGGAGGUCAUGAGCACCUUAGCCCAAAAAUGGCUAGUCCCAGAUUGCCCGUCAUCAAAUCCAAAGCCUGACUCAGCAAAAUUAGGUUUGCGC
Molecule: messenger RNA, 1424 nt
Organism: Aspergillus pseudotamarii
Lineage: Eukaryota; Fungi; Ascomycota; Eurotiomycetes; Eurotiales; Aspergillaceae
Product: CDP-alcohol phosphatidyltransferase family protein
Exons: 4
Coding region: 151-960 (269 amino acids)
Biological process (GO): phosphatidylinositol biosynthetic process
Cellular component (GO): Golgi apparatus; membrane
Molecular function (GO): CDP-diacylglycerol-inositol 3-phosphatidyltransferase activity
Source: RefSeq, a predicted model, not a curated record